GUGUGAACAACGGGCACUACGAUAAAAAUGUUUGUUUUUUCUAAAAGUUGCCGGGAUGUUUACGUGUCCUACUUAUAUCAGUACACUCGUAACAACCUAACCAUUGCGAAACGUAUAUUCUAUUAAAUAAGCCACACUGAGCAAAUAAACUAUUGUAUUUGUGUUGACCAAAUUCGAAACACACGUUAACCUCCAUACUAAAACUUUAGGAUUGGUGAGCGGGAAAAAACGCCACCUCCCGGAGAAAAAAUAUUUUGGGAGAAGUUAACCUUAUCCCUCUCGCUUCGCCUCUUUCUCUCUGACUGUUCAGUGUUUUGUGCGCCACAGCACUGCAAACUUGACAGACGUAGGCUUCAUUGGGACUGUGGACCGAUAUCAUAGCCUACCUUAUUGUUGGACUCGUGGGAAAUUCAUAACACUUUGGAGAUGAAGUAGUCACAUUCAAAAACGAUUUUAGCAAUAUCGUAUUCUGUAAAAGGACGGUAUCCUUUGUCCUUUAAAAGCGGUUGUGUAUUUAGACUAAUCUUGCUCUGUUCGGAACUCAAUUUUGAAAUUCAACUUUCUCCUAUUCAAUUUCCCAGUCUGGACUACCAGAAAUCAAGGUUGAUUUGUGGAUUAUCUGGACCAGAACUCACCGUAGCUGUUUGAAGGACCACAAUGGCUGGGUACUCUAGAGACCUGGUUCAAACCUUGCCUUGACAACACAGUUUACAAUUAAAUGUGAGAAAGGAACAACCAUCACAUAACUCUCAGCACCAAUCAGGUGUUUCUGGUCUUGUUGCGUAUUAAAUCAGACUUCAUCAGACAUCACCAUGCCUAUUCUCAAGCAGCUAACCUUGAACCAGUCCAAGCGUCGCUCCCGGGCCGACCUGACUGCGGAGAUGAUCAGCGCCCCUCUGGGGGACUUCAGACACACCAUGCAUGUGGGUCGUGGCGGGGACGCCUUCGGGGACACCUCUUUCCUAAGUACCCGGUCUGGGGAGCCCCCUAAAGAACAAGUUCCAGAGGUCCAGCAGAGCUCCCCUGGACCCAAACCAGGCCUGCUGUCCCGAACCUUCAGGAGCAGCAAGCGCUCCCAGUCGGUGAACCGCGGUGACAUGUACAAGAACAACUCGUUGGCGCCCCACGGUGGCUCGCCAAACUUUGUGAAGAACGCCAUCUCCCUGCCCUACCUCAAUGACGAGGACGUGGUCAGGAUGGGCGGUGGUCAGCAGAUGCCCAAGAGCGUCUCCUCCAGCCCUCUGAAGAAGCUGCCCGAGGUCGAUGGAAUCAGCAAACCAGUCAACGGUGCCUCGGCCAUGGCGAUGCUGGAUCUGGAGUUUGACGAGCGUAACUUUGGAGAACUGACUGACCUGCCCCCAUCACAUCCUCGGGGUGGCGGGAUGAAGCACGCGGAGUCCAUCAUGUCAUUCCACAUUGACCUGGGACCCUCCAUGCUUGGGGACAUCCUCAGCGUCAUGGAAAAGAAGGGCUGGGAGGAAGACGACCUGGGGUACGAGGAGGGGAAGGGCAGUGAGGGCCGCGGGUCACCCCCCUUUAGCCCUCCCACCACGGAGGAUGAGAUCGAGGACCAGGUGGAUCUAAAGGCUCCAGUCAGGCCCCCACGCACCUAUCCUCAGCAGAAGGUCAUGGCCGACCCCCUCUACACCCCUCGCAGGAACUACCACCCCCACAGCCACCUGGACAGCUGCUCCGUGUCCUCCUCCGGCUCUGCCACUCUUGAGGAGAAACCACUCCACCACCUGCAGGAGGGGGACACGGACAGCGCCAAGUACAGCUCUCGGGGGGCUGGAGGGGAGGACGAUAAAGACUUCUCCUUCAUGGACGAGGAUGAUGAUGAGAUCAGGGUGUAAAACAGAACAGGGCUGUAAUGUCACCACCACAGAACCUGGUUAAUAAGGACACCAGAAUGUGGUUUGUGAGGUCCCCGAAGGAGACACUUAUUUUUCAUGAGUUUUGAUGCUAUAAUAAGUCUGGGAGGGGUUGGGAGCACGAUAAAGACUGGAAAAAUCCCCACAAAUGGAUCUAUCCUGAGAACUUCUAUACAGGGACAUCCUGUUCUGCUAUACCUACUGGAUCAGGAAUACCCAUACACCAUCUGUUAUUUAACCUUAUUUACUCGUGUGUGUGUGUGUGUGUGUGUGUCCAACUGUUAAUGGAAACGAAAAUGCCUGUCCCAUGAGUCCAUUUCUCCAGCCCAUUACAGAAUUCCGUGUCGACCACUAACUCUCUCACUCACACACACACACACACACACUGCAACUUUGAGACACCAGUUAUUGGUUUGAGGGAUUCUUUUUUGUAGAACUAUGAUCUGUCAUUAUGAUGAUCUAAUCCCACAGUUCCAAUAUGUCAUUAAAGUGUGUUUCUCCUUAUAAGGGGAUCAACCCUUAUAUCCACUCAUAUUCAACAUGAACCAUAUCCCACCAUUGUCUUUCCAUUCAGAGGAUUUCCCUUCAUGGUUACCAUAGCUACAGUCCUGGCUACAGUACUAGCAUAUUCCUUAUUGCCCAUUAUUAGGUAAGGGAAAACCUACCAGCGGUCAUGACACUGAUUGUCACAUUCUUUCAAAGCGGACAUAUGGAGAUGGACAGAGGUCACAGAGGUCGAAGCAUGAACUGUUGAUCACCCAGGUUGGAGGUGUAAUGCGUGGGGUGUAGAGUCAUGUGAGGUCACGGACUGAACUGUAUAUUUCCCACACUGCUUUGGAGAAAGGAAGUGAAAUGUAUCCCAGCAUUCUUUGGGGCAUUGACUGGAUUGUAUGUGUAUGUGUGUAUUGAGUGAGGUGAGAUGCAGUUAAAAUAUUGGUUUUGUUAAUGUUCAAAGGGUAAAUAAAGGUCGCUUCUCCUAUGUUUACUACAUACAGAAUUGAUAAGUUGGUCUUCAGGUUCUUAAUCAAUGGCACAACUUGGUUGUUCAUUAUUCCAACCAUCUGCUUUAUUUUACUCUUCACUAGACAUACUCUAUACAGCCAACACACUCUGAAGUCCUAAAUGAUCAGUUAGCUUGUUUCGUUUGUUAUCUAAUAACUACUUCUAAUAAGGGGUCGAUCAUAUUGUGCACUGUUUUAAGUCACCAUGUUGAUUAGAGGAAUUUAGUUAAAGGUUGGAUCUUGGUGAUCUUUAGUUGUUCUAAAGCCUAACGUACUAGCCUACUCAGUGAGCCAGCUUAAGCCUUAGCUUUGGAGUUGAUUGGGCUAGGUUUGGGUUUGGCCGUGAGUCCAUGGCACUUUAGCUUAGAUCAAUGGACUCAGUCAUAUAUCCCCUGCAAGCACUGCCAAGGUGUAGCAACAGCUCACUCCCUAAAACACUAACUAUUGUACACAACAAAUCUUUGUUUUGUUUCCAUGUAAAUGUUUUAAAUUAACUUUACUUAUUAUUAAAUACAAAAAAAAUUAAAAUCUUGAAAAUAAAUGGCCUUUUUGUAGAAGCUUUCAUGACCAGUAGUGCUUUUAUUGUACAAAUGUUUAGAAACCGAUGGAAACAAAUACAUAACUCACAGGAGCAGAGAUGGUGGUUGUGAACAAGAGAAGUGACCGUAAAGUAGACUGUCAUAUCUAUGUGGUCAUCUCUUCCCCCGUACACACCCCAGGCUUGUAGGAUCAGGAGAAAUAGAGGAGUUUGAAGGGGGAGGGUGUCAGUAAUAGGAGAACACUAGUUAUAAGUGACAAUAUUACCCUCCUCUCGCCAUUUUGCCACGCAGACCUGGCUACUGUAGGAGCAGAUUGAAUCAGCACACCCUCUGGCUUCCCUCUCAUUCAUAAACAUACUGUAGGAGCAGAUUGAAUCAGCACACCCUCUGGCUUCCCUCUCAUUCAUAAACAUACUGUAGGAGCAGAUUGAAUCAGCACACCCUCUGGCUUCCCUCUCAUUCAUAAACAUACUGUAGGAGCAGAUUAAAUCAGCACACCCUCUGGCUUCCCUCCACCCUCUCAUUCAUAAACAUACUGUAGGAGCAGAUUGAAUCAGCACACCCUCUGGCUUCCCUCUCAUUCACAAACAUACUGUAGGAGCAGAUUGAAUCAGCACACCCUCUGGCUUCCCUCUCAUUCAUAAACAUACUGUAGGAGCAGAUUGAAUCAGCACACCCUCUGGCUUCCCUCUCAUUCAUAAACAUACUGUAGGAGCAGAUUGAAUCAGCACACCCUCUGGCUUCCCUCUCAUUCAUAAACAUACUGUAGGAGCAGAUUGAAUCAGCACACCCUCUGGCUUCCCCCCACCCUCUCAUUCAUACACAUACUGUAGGAGCAGAUUGAAUCAGCACACCCUCUGGCUUCCCUCCACCCUCUCAUUCAUAAACAUACUGUAGGAGUAGAUUAAAUCAGCACACCCUCUGGCUUCCCCCCACCCUCUCAUUCAUAAACAUACUGUAGGAGCAGAUUGAAUCAGCACACCCUCUGGCUUCCCUCCACCAUCUCAUUCAUAAACAUACUGUAGGAGUAGAUUAAAUCAGCACACCCUCUGGCUUCCCCCCACCCUCUCAUUCAUAAACAUACUGUAGGAGCAGAUUGAAUCAGCACACCCUCUGGCUUCCCUCCACCCUCUCAUUCAUAAACAUACUGUAGGAGUAGAUUAAAUCAGCACACCCUCUGGCUUCCCCCCACCCUCUCAUUCAUAAACAUACUGUAGGAGUAGAUUAAAUCAGCACACCCUCUGGCUUCCCCCUCAUUCAUAAACAUACUGUAGGAGCAGAUUGAAUCAGCACACCCUCUGGCUUCCCUACACCCUGUCAUUCAUGAACUUAGUUGGCUGAUCGGUCGGUAACCAAACCAACGACUCAUCCAUUCAUGAGUCAUAUGUUUGGGAAAGGAAAAGACAGGCACGCCUGUUCCCUUUCCCUUUAGAUUCCUCCGACAGUAUUUGCAUCCCAAAUGGCACCCUAUUCCCUAUAUAGCGCACUACUUUUGACCAGGGCCCAUAAGGCUCUGGACAAAAGUAGUGCACUAUAUUGGGAAUAGGGUGCCAUUUAGGAUGAAUGAAGUGUGACUAUAGGUCCCCCUCCCUCUCAUUAAUUUGGUCAGAUAAAAAUCGAAUCUGUUAAAGUAAAGAAGGAAGUCCCUGCUCAUGCCUUCCUGGAUCCCUGAGUAUUGUCGCGUUCAAAACAACUGGGAAUCUCUGAACUAAGUCUGAUUGGGAAAAUAAUUUUGAACAGUCAUCCAAGUCGGAAACUUGGGCAACUUUCUAAAAGUGACUUUAUUUUCCGACCGGAAGAUAAUUGAUGUUGCGAUUUGACCUAGUUUUUUCCUCAGAGUUCCCAGUUGUCAUAAUCUAUUGACUUCAUGCUUGAGUGAGAGAAAAUUACAUUUGUGCCAUAUGUGACACUGGGGAUCACUGUUUUUGUUCCCUGUUAUGGUGUUGGUUGGUUGUUUGGAGGGGGGAACACAUUAUCCAAUGGUAUUAGGUCAGGGGAGGAACCUAAUGCCAGGCAGGAUGUGACAUCACUCAGCCAUAUGUUCAUGCUAUGUAUGUUAGAGUUCCAUGUGUACAUGUCUGUAUUAAAGAGAGAUCGGUUCAGAGAUUAAAAUGACCAGGUGGAAAUGUGCCAAGUAUGUAUGUAAUCAUCCUCUGACAUGUCAUAUUGAGUCUUGAUGUCUGAAGGAAACAUUUACGGGCUACAGCAGUACAGGGAACUUAAAUCUCAGGCCUCUCACGCUGUUCGUUUGUAAAUGGGCCAAAUUUAGCAUUUCUUUGUUAUGUUCUUAUUGUUUUAAACUCAGUUGCUUGUUCCAUUGUUGUAGAAUAUGUCUAUGGAAAGUGGGUUAAACUGUUGCAAUCACUUAGUUGUUCUUCACCAAUGCUGGGACACUUUAUAAAGAACCUUUUAAUUUUCUAUCAAAGCACUCAUACCUGUCCACCCCCAUUUUAUUUGCUACUGAAGUGAAGUAGAUAAAUACUAAUGGUGCCAUCCAUGAUGG
This is a messenger RNA of Oncorhynchus nerka (sockeye salmon), 5914 nucleotides long. RefSeq names its product cdc42 effector protein 4-like. Gene Ontology annotation, biological process: regulation of cell shape; positive regulation of pseudopodium assembly; positive regulation of actin filament polymerization. The coding region runs from base 813 to 1853 and encodes 346 amino acids. The record is from RefSeq and is a predicted model, not a curated record. Gene Ontology annotation, cellular component: membrane; cytoplasm. The transcript is spliced from 2 exons. Lineage: Eukaryota; Metazoa; Chordata; Actinopteri; Salmoniformes; Salmonidae. Gene Ontology annotation, molecular function: small GTPase binding.